UUGUAAACAGAGACAGUGGGAGAGACACUUUUCAAUAGAGAUUUGGUCCCGGGGGAGCCCUCCCCAUUGAAGAUCGCUGGGAAGGCCUGGCAGUGUCACAGUUGGAAAUCCAAUCCUACCUUGUCCUGGUGAUAUAUAAAGUAAAAAUCCAGGAGAAAUGCAACUCACUGACACAGCAUUCAGUCAGACUGACCACCAAACCUGCAGGCUUUCAACAUGGCAACAAUUCUCUUCUGCAGAGGAGUGGUAGCUACACUGAUGAUUCUGCAUUCAGCCAACACAGCAUUCGACCCAAACGUCUGCGUGGGCAAACCAAGCCAGUUCUUUGCUGAUCCCACAGAUGUAAAGGGUUUCUAUAGCUGUGAAGGGGGACACACCGUCCACCACAGCUGCCAAAAAGGGGAAGUCUUCGAACCAAAGGUUGGAAACUGUGUUGUUCCUCUCACUGCCCCCAGCCCUGGCUUCUGCAUCCUGAAACAUGACAGCAUCUACAAAGACCCCACCAACAAAGCCGGCUUCUACAAGUGUGUGAGCGGAGUUACGUUUUAUCAGAUCUGCCAGCGCCCCCUGCUGUUUAACUCCAGCGCUUCAACGUGCGAGCCCGAGGCCAGCCCACAGCCCCACACCGUAACCAUGCCCCCUUUAAAACUCUGGAGAAUGAGGACCAGACGUUCGCCGAUCACCACAGCAAGGAAGGAAACCAGAGAUAGGCCGUGUACUCAGAAGCCGUAUUUGUGUUAAGAAAAUGGUCAGGUUAGCAGAUGCAAUCCCAGUGCAAUCUGUGUAUAGGCUAAUGAGAGGCUAUGAGAAAUUGCAACGUGAAAUGUAAAGGCAGUUAUCAUGUUUAACAUCAAGAGCAUGGCAAACAGAUACAAUACAGAUGGGCAUCAAGGGCCCGGUUUUGAAUGAAGACCCUAAAUACAAUAUCAUAAGAAAACCUGUUACACUUCAUUCUAUUGAUCCACUGUUAACCAUGACCAGUUGCUAACUAAUUACAGAGCUAAUUGAAAUGUAAUCAGUAGAUGAUUUAUGAACCCAAAGCACAUAUAAUUACCUACUAAUUACUAUAUUGUAGCCCAAUUAGUUUGCAAUUACAUGUUUAAUUAUCUAAUGGAUAAGUAUGUACCUAAUCAUCUCAUAGCUGUUAUACAGCAGAAUUAAAUUGCUGUUAUGUGUUUGCAAAUUGCUGUUAUGUGUUUGCUGUUUUUGUUUGUACUAUGCUGUGCAUUUACUGUGCUUUACCGUCGUUAAGCAUGUUUUUCAAAUGAUUUAUCACAGCUGCCUGUGAUUUACCAUGCAAUAACUAUGCUUCCCAGUGGUUUGCCAGUGGUGUGGAUUCAUGUGUGGAGUGGAAUGACGAUAUCUGUAUAUUCUGUACAGGCCUUCAUAGGUCAUUAGAUGAUUGCAGUGGAUUAUUUUUUAAGGAAUCCGAAUUAACCAUGAAUAAUGUAAAAAUCAUCAUAAUCACACCCUCUCCUGAUAAUAAUACGCGUGCGUGCGACAUUGCCCGCUUCAAUCUGAUUCUGAGCUCCUGCGCAAUGUAAUACUUACGCUUGUAUUGUUACAUUUUGUUAGCUACAGUUACUCGAGAUGUGUAUUAUUUUUGCUGUUAUCGACAGAGCCGUCUCAAGGCUCCCGCGAAGCCCUGACCCUACUCCACAGAAUCUAUCUCGUAGCGACACGAUGCUCCACGGCAAGCUGAUUGGCAGCCUCUUGGUGGUGUGUUUGGUGGCCAUGCUGGCAGAGCAGACUGAAGGAUUUCUCAGCUUCUUCAGCCCCAGUGACAUGAGGAGGAUGAUGGAGAUGGAGAAGAGCAAGACAGGGAAGAAGUCCGUGAGAUCGGGGGAGACAGAGUCUGAAGAGCUGGCCACUCCAGAGAGAUACAUGGAGGAGAAGGCUGCCAGGCUGGGCACCCCCCUGGAGAUCGGGGUUCGACUGAGCCCCCGGCAGUUUGACAAGUACGGGGCGGCACUGGGGGAGAUACUGAACGAGAUGCUGGAGGAAGGUGGGAAAGCUCAAUAAGCACAAGAGCUUUAUCAUCACUGCAGAUGGGUUCCUGUGACAUCGUCUGUCGUCUGCACAUCAGCAGCAAGAAGAACUAAAAAC
Polyodon spathula (Mississippi paddlefish) is the source of this 2106-nucleotide messenger RNA. Its product is annotated as promotilin-like. Gene Ontology annotation, cellular component: extracellular region. Gene Ontology annotation, molecular function: motilin receptor binding; hormone activity; chitin binding. The transcript has 8 exons. Bases 1591 to 2022 code for a protein of 143 amino acids. NCBI's taxonomy places the organism in Eukaryota, Metazoa, Chordata, Actinopteri, Acipenseriformes, Polyodontidae. The record is from RefSeq and is a predicted model, not a curated record.